ACUGACUUGGUGCACGUUAAUGAUUUUCUCUUAAAAUAGAUACCUACUUGCUGUGAUAAACAUUCCUCAUUGAUUUAAGCGUAAACAGCGAGGCAGAUCACGGUCGCUAAGUACGCACCACGGUCCAUUGAUUCGUUACUGCUGCCAGUGCUGGAUUGUUUUUUUUUUCGAACAUGUCUAUUCGAUGGUUGGAGUAGAUAACGAUAACGAUAAAUGCUGGUCAACAUGACCGGCAUUUGUGUGUAAAACCAAUAGGGAGUUUCAGUUUUCAUGAUAAACACAUCUCCGUUUGGACUUCACCUGCACAAACGGUAAAACCAUUUUAUUAUGUCAGAAUGUCCUACACUGAUAAAAGUGACAUUUCGCUCAUUUAGAUACAUUUGUUAUUACAUUUUGAUAUUUCACACCUGGGUGCUAUGACGUCAAAAGAGAAACAUUUUGUUUCAUGAUGUUCCAUCUGUCAAGAACCUGCAGAUGAUUCGGGUUUCCUAUGGGCCCUGCCCGGUUUCCACCCACCAUAAUGCUGGCGGCUGUUGUGUAACAUCGGUUGACCAGAUCAUAGUAGAGACAUUUUCUUGAACAGGGGCUUAUUUGAAGUAGAUGCCAUGGAGCGUCAAUUUUCCAAACCAGAAGUAAAGAAAGAAAAGGAGCCAUGGGCAAGGCGCAUUGGCAGGUCCAUUAAGACCAGCGUGGCAGAUUUCUUUGGUGUUGGUGAGGAUAUGCCCAUAGAAAGUCAGAAAUGGCAGAACAGAAGAAUUCGCCAUGCGACAAAGAAAUAUGGGAAGCUGAAGGAAGAUUGUGUGCGCAGAGCAGGAGAGGAUGAUGUAGAUUCUCUACAAAUGCGCUAUAUACAGGACCCUCUGCAUCGUGGCUCUCGCAGGGCCACACCCCUUUCCAGCACUAGCACUUACCACACUCGUGGCUCCAGGCUCCUCCAACAGAAAAAACACAGAAAAGAGUCUGUCCUCAGAAUGACACUUAAGGGAUUAUCUGGUCGAAAGAAGAGUAAGCCGAAAGUAGAUCUCCACAGUCGUAGUUAUGCACCUGCCAGUUUAGCUGGUGAAGGCGUGGAUUUAGAUGAUCACAGUCUAGGACUUGGACCAGGCUAUACAGCUUAUCAAGAAGAGGAGAACUUUAGCCUUGUAGAUGAUGUAUUUUUUGAUGAUCCUCUCACCCCGUAUUCAAGUAUGAAGAGAUUAGAUGAGCAUAAAGGGAUUCAGCAGGCUGGACUGCCCUCAGGAAUGGAUGUGGGCUGGCGAUCAGGACGUCCCCCUCACCAGGGUCUGCCUGACACGCCCAGUGUUGCAUACGAUGUCCCUGAUGGAAUCGGCUUGGGGCGCAUCGCCAACAAGGUGGUAGACAAAGCGCUAGAGAAGACGGAGAGGCGUAGAGUAGGUAUGGGUUUUGUGGGUCGCCUAUUCAACAGAAGUUUCCGCUCUGACAGGAUUAACAGUGAAGUCAAAGAACAGCUGGAGGAAAUUGACGACCACAGACCCUACUUCACCUACUGGGUGACCUUUGUUCAGGUGGUUGUGUUCAUCGUGUCUGUCUCCAUCUACGGCAUCGCUCCUCUAGGGAUUUCAGAGACCAGGGUCACUGCCAUGGUAACGAAACCAAAUUUGGUGACAGAACAAGUGGCACAUAUUGAACUGGACAAUUUCUGGAUUGGACCUCGUCAGGCUGACCUAAUUCAUCUAGGUGCAAAGUACUCGCCAUGUAUGCGACGUGAUGCUAACAUCAUCAAGGCUAUUGAAGCAGACCUGGCUGUGGAGAAGGAAUCUGCCUGUUGCAUACUAACUGAUGUUUGUUACCAGACCACCCAAGCAAACUGCCCUGAUAAAUUUGGAACUUUCGAGAAGUGGCCGACAGCUGACAACAACCGAACUUCAGGUUCAGUGUGUGGACAAGAUCCUAAGUACUGCAAGACCCCUGCUUCUGCUGGACUAUUCACUUGGGAAGACAACAUCCACAAAUGGCCUUUGUGUACAGACACCAACAGGCCUAACGGGACAUCCCGACGCGAUCGUCACAUGACGUGUGAAAUCACUGGCCACCCAUGCUGCUUCGGAAUUCAGGGAGAGUGCUUCGUGACAACAAGAGAACAUUGUGAUCACAUUCGAGGAUAUUAUCAUGAUGAUGCUUACCUGUGCUCACAGGUAAGCUGUUUGAGUCAGAUCUGUGGUAUGAUCCCCUUCAGCAACAGUAAUAAGCCUGAUCAGUUCUACAGACUGUGGACAUCUCUCUUCCUGCAUGUUGGGCUAGUUCAUGUGGUGAUAACCAUAGCAUUCCAGUUUCUGAUUAUGAGAGAUGUGGAAAAAUUAGCUGGACCAAUCAGAGUGGCGAUAAUUUACAUUGGUGGAGGGAUAGCUGGUAAUUUAGCCAGUGCUAUUUUCCUGCCAUACCAAGUGGAGGUUGGUCCAGCUGGUUCCCAGUUUGCCAUCCUCUCUUGUCUGGUGGUAGAAGUUAUACAGUCGUGGCAGAUGUUAAAGCGGCCCGUGAUCUCUCUCUUCAAGAUACUCGGCAUCAUACUCAUCCUCUUUAUCCUGGGUCUUUUACCAUGGAUUGAUAACUAUGCACAUUUGUGUGGCUUUGUGUUUGGUUUUCUUUUGGCCUUUGCCAUGUUGCCGUAUGUAUCCUUUGGCACAUUUGACAGACGUCGUAAGAUCAUCAGUAUUAUUGUCACCCUUACAGCAGCUCUUGGUAUGUUUAUCAUCCUCGUCAUACUCUUUUAUGUCCUGCCAAUUUAUGAGUGCAGUGGCUGCCAGUAUUUUAAUUGUGUUCCUUUUACCAAUGAUUUUUGUAAAAACAUGGAAAUAGCCAUAAGGAGAGAUGCUAGUUACAACAAAUUAUGGGUGAAUACAGAUCUGUAGUUAGACAAAGUAUAGAAAAUUCAAAGUAGUAGUUCUGUAGACACUUUCCAAUUAGUGUGAUGUCAGAGGUCAUGGGAACACCCAUGUCGUCUCCUGACUGGAUUUAUUACAUACUGCUAAUGAGAAAAAGGAAAAACAUUUUUUUAUUGGAUAUGCUGUAGUAAUAUAUUGGAUUUCGUGUAAUGUUUCAUAUACCAUGACUGACCCAGUGUCUGCUUUUAUACAUAUAUGCUGCUGUUUACGCGAGACUUUUCCAAUACAUUUAUGUUCUCGUUUAGCUUUGAUUUUGGCUUACUGGUAUGUACCCAUGCCUGUCUUUGUUGUAUACACUGAGAUAGCCGUGAUCAUCUUGUCAGCUGUUGAUUAGGGUGAGACUGUAUGUUCAUCAAGGGGAAGUUAGCUUGUGGACUUUACCAUUUUGUGAGCCAGUGAUGCUGUACAAGAUAUUUUAUCAGCCUUAUAUGUUUUUAUCAAGUAUUUUAAUGAACACUUUUACCUCUGUCAGAGUUUGCAAAUGUUUUAAUAGACAGAGAGGGUGAUGAUACAUACCUGUAUAUGCAUAAUUUAUUUACUUGUGGAUGCAAACUAAUAUCCGUCUACGUAUUGUAUAAUGUCUUAAGGCUGUGUCAGCUCAUCUUUUGAGGCACUGUGGAUAGUGACAAAACCAUUCCCAUGACUAUUGCAAGGACUAACACAAAUCAUAAGCAGCAUUCCUUCCUCCACUCAGGGUCCUUAUAACACUGUAUCCUCGACUAGCACCUAUCCUUUGUCUGAGACGGUGAACAGUCCCCCACAGGAGGGCGUUGUUCUACACUCGUAUUAAGGCUAUCUGCUGUUUUCAGAUGACCUAUGGUGUAAUGAUUUUGUUCAUAACAGCAAAAUGUAAAUAGUUAUAUUAUAAUCAUUUCAGAUCAGGAAUCUGAAUCAAACGCAUAUAGACUGACCUACUGUAGCAGUAAAAGAAAGAUGUUCUGUAAACUCUGUUGCACAAAUUGUUCUUUUGUGAGAGACAUUCAGGUUUACUGUCCAGAUAAUCCAUUCAUGCACGUUAUGUAAAAUGAUCAUUACAAGUGUAAUUUUAAACCAUAUGACAAGCAUAUAAUCAUGUAUAGUGUACUCAUGUCAUAUUCCUUUAAACUUCACUUGUCAGUUAGCAAAUAUACAAGUUGUUCUCUUUCUGCUUAAUUGGAUAGCUCCGUGCAUAUAUAUAUAUUUAUAUAUAUAUAUGAUGUACAUGUACAUUCCAGUGUAAUCCCACUGCCCACUGUGGAUUAUUCUUUAAUGUCAUGAGUCCGUUAUUCUUUUCUACAUGUUAAAUUUUCUGCCAGACAAGCUUAUGAAGUUUUCUUGGAAAAGAUUUUAUUGUGAUAGCCACUGGCCCAAAAGAUUAUCAUGCAAGCAAAACUAACAUCCCUUUUUCUAUAGAGAUCUUUUUUAUACAUGUACAUGUGUUGAGGAAAUAUUAUUGUAGAUGUAUAUUUAUGAAAAUUUGCUUCCUUAUGGAAGUUUCUUAUACUUACACUUUUUCACCAUACAUAUAUAUUUUUCUGUGGGCAUUUUUCAGAAUUUUAGCUUGGAGCUUUGUCAUUGUCACUUGCAUUCAUUCCACAUCAUAUUUUGUAUUGCAGUUUAUAUCUUGAUACAAUACAGCACGUGCACCUCAAAUUGCAAACAUUUAGCAGAUAUAUUGACAUCAUGUUGAUAGAUUAUUUUAUUGUUUUAAAGACAUUUCGUUGCUGGGCAACAUGCUUUAGGUUGUUUUGUAUAUGUGAUACACAUAAGGGUUGAUUUAAAAUAUUUGGUAUCAUACAUGUGUACUUAAAUCUUUUUUUCUCAUUGGUGGCAUAAUAAUUGUGGAAAAGCUAUAGAAACAACGAUUGAUACAAACAGUUUAAAGUUAUCUGUAUAUUCUAUGCCUAGGAAUGUUUGAAUCUAGGGAUAAUUUUUCUGGAUAAUCUUAAUGUCAUUGCAAAUAUUUUUUUAACUCUCUUAACUGUAACUGUUUAAUUAUCCUGUGGAAUUGUUUUAGUAGCCUACAGCUUAUAUUUUCUCCAGUUUAGUUUAUCAUAGUUGUCGUUCAUAUUUUAUUUCAAUUCCAGCUGCAUGUAAUAUGUUUGUACAUUAUGGAGUUUCGAAUUUUGAAAUAGUUUCACCGAGUUCGUGGAAACACUCCAGUGUAUUUUUAUAAUUCCCAUUCUUAGAAGAAUCAUUUUAAUGAGUUAUUACAAACAUGACCGCGUCUUCAUAGAGGCGCAGCCUGAUUAGUUCCAUAAGUUAGAUGCUCUGUCAGUUGGUCAUUCAUAUCUUUGACGCCCUAUCAUUUAACACUGCCCUCUUGUCCUUCAGUAUUGGCCUUGCAGGUAGCUCUGAGCCUGAGUGCAAGACGGCAUCAUAUCACUUUGAAAUGGUAAUACAGUACAAAGAAUGUCACCGCUCUUGUCAUUUUGGUGGCUUCUGCAUGUCAUUCUUAUCAGCAACCCAGCAAAGGCAUUUAUCUUUUGGGCUUUGUCUUAGGUUAGAAGUAGUUUGAUUCUGGAUGUCAUAGAACUACAUAUAAUUGUCUAGGUAGGACACUUACCUCAAAUAAGCAGUGUUUUAUUUCACGAAGCUUUAUUUUAAAUCAGAUGUGCCAGUAUGUAAUAAACAUAAUGGUGUUUUUCUUCUUUCUUUUGUAAGUGCCUCAAAUCCAUCAGACUUCAAAUGUUCAAAAUUUACUAUUUUAAGUAAAAUGUCCCUGUCAUGGUCAGCUUUAUUCUUGCCAUUCUGAAGUUGGUGUAUUGUAAAAUUCCUUUACUGUAUAAACACUGUGCACAAAUGUAUAUUUUGACAUGUUAUUGUGUAAUAUUGAAAGCUGUCAGUUGUCAGGGUAAACCCAGGAUAUGUGUUAUUUUUACCCCUGAAUUUCUGGGUGCGAGGUCACUGUGUAGGGCAAUCCAGGAAUAAGAGUUACUCCCCCUUCUACCUUGACGUGUUGGCCUAAUGUUAAAGGUUAACUUAUGGACCACUAUAGCAUUGGUUUCAAAUAAAAAUGAGUAUGUAGCUGUU
Molecule: messenger RNA, 5915 nt
Organism: Liolophura sinensis
Lineage: Eukaryota; Metazoa; Mollusca; Polyplacophora; Chitonida; Chitonidae
Product: inactive rhomboid protein 1-like
Exons: 15
Coding region: 606-2870 (754 amino acids)
Biological process (GO): regulation of epidermal growth factor receptor signaling pathway; regulation of protein secretion
Cellular component (GO): endoplasmic reticulum membrane
Molecular function (GO): serine-type endopeptidase activity
Source: RefSeq, a predicted model, not a curated record